UUGGUUUAUUCCCAGGAACGCAAUUAUUAUUUGAUACAUUAGGGCCUUCGGAGUAGCAUAAAACGACACGCACGAAACCCUGCUUACUACAUUUGACCCAAUACUGUAAAGAUGAAGCUCUUGCUUGCUUGUGUUGCAGCAUUCAUCGUGGUUUGUCGUGCUUCUUACUAUGGCCAAAGCCUCGUUACGUCUUGUGAGGGAGAGUACAACUUCACUGAGGUUACUCUACAGAAUUGCAACGAAACGUGCGUUGUUUCUGCUGGGUCUCCCCUUCACCUGAACUUUACUGGGCGCAACCACGAAGAGCACCCUGUUAACGUGUCCGUAUGGGCACAUAUUCGGAGCUUGAACCAUACAUGGGACUCAUUCUACUACAACAGCACUUGUGAAAAUAAAGAGAACAAAUUUCCCUGCACAGCGGCGCCUGGUCAAACCAUAACCGGCCAGGUUAAAAUCGACAUUCCUAAAGAUUUUAAAAAGGCAUUCACAAGUUUAUACUUCUAUCUCGAUGGCAUCGGAUGUGCUAUAAUCCGCAUCAUAGUAUCCACUCUCCCUUCGGAGAAAAGUUCAGUGUGAUUACGA
Ornithodoros turicata is the source of this 582-nucleotide messenger RNA. RefSeq lists its product as uncharacterized. The coding region runs from base 112 to 576 and encodes 154 amino acids. The record is from RefSeq and is a predicted model, not a curated record. NCBI's taxonomy places the organism in Eukaryota, Metazoa, Arthropoda, Arachnida, Ixodida, Argasidae. The transcript is spliced from 4 exons.